Molecule: messenger RNA, 4470 nt
Organism: Hemibagrus wyckioides
Lineage: Eukaryota; Metazoa; Chordata; Actinopteri; Siluriformes; Bagridae
Gene: grm3
Product: glutamate receptor, metabotropic 3
Exons: 6
Coding region: 364-2985 (873 amino acids)
Biological process (GO): regulation of synaptic transmission, glutamatergic; G protein-coupled glutamate receptor signaling pathway
Cellular component (GO): membrane
Molecular function (GO): group II metabotropic glutamate receptor activity
Source: RefSeq, a predicted model, not a curated record
CGCGUUCGCUCUUUCCCUCUACAGCAACGUACUCUCUUCUCUUCCCUUUUCUCCUCUCUUCUCUCUCUCUCUCUCUCUCUCUCUCUCCCUCUCUCUCUCUCGCUCUCUCUCUCAGUGCCUACAGUGCGUUUCCGUGUGCGCACCCACAGAACUGGAGUUUAUUUUCUCAGUAAAGACGGCAAAAUGCGGGAUGUGACCCACUGGGAUCUCUGCUUCAGGUCCUAAGCUGACUGCUCAUUAGAGUAUCUUCAUGUAUGAUCACACACCAUUCCCUGUGUCCAGUUCAUGGCUUUCCUGUGCCUCUGACACUCCCUCAUAAACCAUUAAACUGCUCGCCUGCUCCCGCUUUAUCUCUGUGUAACCAUGUCAUCUGCAGUUCGAGCGCUGUUGCUUGUGCUGCUAGGAGCCGGAGUCCUGCUGUCCAGUGGCGACUCCCCACGCCGAGAAAUUAAGAUAGACGGAGACUUGGUUUUGGGAGGCCUCUUUCCCAUACAUGAGAAGGGCCUGGGCAUGGAUGAGUGUGGGCGCAUCAAUGAGGACCGGGGCAUUCAGCGUUUAGAAGCCAUGCUCUUUGCCAUAGACCAGAUCAACCGAGACUUUAGUCUGCUGCCCGGCGUCUCACUGGGUGUCCACAUCCUGGACACGUGCUCCAGGGACACAUACGCACUAGAGCAAGCACUUGAGUUUGUCAGAGCAUCACUAACCAAGGUGGACGACACCGAGUUUAUGUGUCCUGAUGGCUCGUAUGCAUUUCAGGAGGACAGCCCUUUGGCUAUUGCUGGAGUCAUUGGUGGUUCCUAUAGCAGCGUCUCCAUACAGGUUGCAAACUUGUUGCGCUUGUUCCAGAUCCCUCAGAUAAGCUACGCUUCUACGAGUGCCAAGUUGAGUGACAAAUCACGCUACGACUAUUUUGCUCGCACUGUCCCUCCGGAUUUCUACCAAGCAAAGGCCAUGGCUGAGAUCCUACGUGCCUUCAACUGGACAUAUGUCUCUACGGUGGCAUCUGAAGGUGAUUACGGCGAGACAGGAAUCGAGGCCUUUGAGCAGGAGGCACGUUUGCGCAACAUAUGCAUUGCUACAUCAGAAAAGGUGGGUCGCUCUAACGCAAAGCGCUCGUCAUAUGAAGCGGUAGUGCGCCAGCUUCUUCAGAAGCCUAACGCCCGUGUGGUCGUGCUGUUCCUGCGCAGUGAUGAUGCCCGAGAGCUGUUGGGUGCCGCUACCCGCCUCAACGCCUCCUUCCUCUGGGUGGCUAGCGAUGGCUGGGGGGCGCAGGAGAGCAUCAUCAAAGGAAAUGAGAUCACAGCAGAUGGCGCGAUCACAUUAGAACUCGCAGCACAUCCCAUACGCGAGUUCAACCGCUACUUCCAAAGCCUCAGUCCUCUUAACAAUCACCGGAACCCGUGGUACAAAGACUUCUGGGAACAGAAGUUCCAAUGCUCUUUGAGCACAACCUCACAUGCAGGGGCAGGAACUGUGAAACCACCAUGUGACCCAAAUCUGGCGGUGGAUGAUUCGAACUUCGAGCCGGAGUCCAAGAUCAUGUUUGUUGUAAAUGCAGUGUAUGCUAUGGCACAUGCAUUACACCGUAUGCAGAGGACACUGUGCGCUAACACCACACGCCUGUGUGAGGCCAUGCGCAGUCUCGAUGGCAAAAGGCUGUACCGGGAUUUCCUGCUUCAUGUCAACUUCAGAGCUCCAUUCUCCCCUCCUGGCUCAGAAAACAUGGUAAAGUUUGACCAAUAUGGAGAUGGCAUGGGCCGUUACAACAUUUUCAACUACCAACGAAUGCCAGGUAGCGACCGGUUUGGCUACAUACAUGUUGGGGAAUGGGCAGAAACACUGUCUCUUAACGAGUACCUGAUUGGCUGGCCACGUGGAACAAGUGUUCCCACCUCACAAUGCAGUGACCCAUGUGCUCCAAAUGAGAUGAAGAAGAUGCAAGCAGGCGAGUACUGCUGCUGGAUCUGCACCCCUUGCGAGCCCUAUGAAUAUCUGCCAGAUGAAUUCACUUGUGCACCCUGUGCCCUGGGCCAAUGGCCUCGGGCAGACCUGAGUGGUUGCUAUGAUUUGCCUGAGGACUACAUCAUGUGGGAGGAUGCCUGGGCUAUUGGGCCCGUCUCCAUUGCUUGUGUGGGCUUUAUUUGUACUUCACUGGUCUUCGCUGUUUUUAUCCGCCAUAACGAAACACCACUGGUCAAGGCCUCUGGCCGAGAGCUGUGCUACAUCCUGCUUCUUGGAGUCCUCAUGUCCUACUCCAUGACUUUCGUCUUUAUCGCCAAGCCCUCACCAGCCGUGUGUGCACUCCGGCGUCUCGGCCUUGGAACUUCGUUUGCAGUCUGCUACUCAGCAUUGCUGACAAAGACCAACCGCAUCGCCCGGAUAUUCAACGGAGUGAAAGACGGUGGUGUACAGAGGCCACGUUUUAUCAGCCCUAGUUCACAGGUCUUCAUCUGCCUGGCACUCAUCUCUGUCCAGCUUCUGCUUGUGUCCAUGUGGCUGUUGCUGGAGGUGCCUGGCACUCGGCGCUUCACACUGCCUGAGAAGCGUCAAACGGUCAUACUCAAAUGCAAUGUACGGGAUUCCAGCAUGCUGUUGUCACUCAGCUACGAUGUUGUUCUGGUGGUGCUCUGCACUGUCUAUGCCUUCAAGACCCGGAAGUGCCCUGAGAACUUCAACGAGGCCAAGUUCAUCGGUUUCACCAUGUAUACCACAUGCAUCAUCUGGCUUGCCUUCCUGCCCAUCUUCUAUGUCACAUCUAGUGACUACAGGGUUCAGACCACUACUAUGUGUAUAUCGGUGAGUCUCAGUGGUUUUGUGGUCCUGGGCUGCAUGUUUGCACCUAAAGUCCACAUCAUCAUGUUCCAACCCCAGAAGAACGUAACCAGUCACCGGCUCAACCUCAACCGCUUCAGCGUCAGUGGUCCGCCUGCUACCUACGCGUCACACGGUGAGGAGCCAUCAAAGACUUCUGUUGCACAUCUGUGAGUGGCCAUGGAGUUCCGACGGUGUGUAACGGCAGAGAGAUCGUCGACUCCACCACUUCCUCUCUGUGACCCCUCGUCAGCGUAUUGCUCUUUAGCGACUGUUAGCCAAUCAGCACACAUUGUGCUCCAUCCAAGAACUCCUCCUGUCAACAGUGUGUAGAAAGUGUGUAUUAUUAUUACUAUUAUUAUUAUUAUUAAAUUAUUUUCUAGGGCUUGUACAUAUUAACUUGAAAUUGUUGUAGAGAUACAGAGGAGCAAAAAAAAAACCUAUAAAACAUUUCUAGGGUGAUUUUGGAGACCUUUUGGGUUGUUUUUGUUUUUUGUUUUUUUGAUAGCUUUAUUAUGUUGUAAAAACAAUGAUAAAAUGUUUCCCCAUUGGACUAUGUUGAAUUUAUUACUGAAGGGAAAGUGCUGAGUGGCUAUGCCUGCAAUACUGGACAAAACUGGUCAUUUUCUUUUGUAGGCCUCAUUGUAACAAUCUAUUCUGUAUGUAUUUCUAUGUUGUAUAUUUUGUAAAUAAUCUUACUGAUGGGUUUUAACCGCACAAGGUGAUAGUAUUAUAGGAGUAAAGUCGAUGUCGGGAGUGUACAGAGUGGCUGACCAGAGGAUGGAAGUCUCACAGUCCUUUUAGUAAGCUUUCAUAUCGUCCGCUAGUGCUUUUCAUAAACUGCUUCUCACAAAGCAUGCACAAAGUGCUUUUGAUUGUUAAACCUUUAGAAACCUGUGGUAUUUCUGCAAUGCAUAAAGUGCUUGGUGAGACAGGAGUGAGUGUAAACGGUGAUCCGGUGUUUAAUGGCUCUUUGUGCCUUAUCAUGUGUUCAGUAGUUUGAUAUAAAAGCUUCCUCUAAACCUUUAGGGGAUGCUGAGCCACUUUUUUACAUGUGUAUUAUUUUUUACAUCUGAGUGUUUUAUACAUUUCUACAUUUUGAAGGCGCAGGGGGGGGGGGGGGGUACACGGGUUGAAAUGUCUAGUCAUAUCACUGGACUCGGGUCUGUGUUUUUAAUCUUGCUUUGCCUGGCAGUCAUCUCACGUGAAGGUUUACUCUAGUGUCAAGUCUUAGUACAUUUUAAGUCUUACAAGUUUAGAAAAUGGAAGGUUAUGAUGUUUGGGGCAAACAGACGCAGCACUGAUGUAGACGUUCAUCAGGCAUUCGUGAUUUACUGCUGUGAAAAUAAGCACAAACAAUAUAAUAGUAUGGAACGUUAAAGUAAAAAGAGUCCAGGUACAUAGAAUUAUUUGCACCAAAAUUGUGCAUGCCUAAAAGAUUGGGGUGUAACUAUGUAAUCAAACCUGCACUGGAGGCCAUAUUCUUUCAUUAAUCCUUAGUAACUGCCCAGUCAGUGUUGCUGUGGUUUAUCUUAGCUUACUAGCUUGUAAAAAACCUCUCUAGGUGCAACCUCUUUAGCUUCUAGCCAGGUUUGCUAACAAGUAGUCAUCUCUGAUCAUUAAUAUGUAGUUAAAAUGAAAAAAAAAAAAAAAAAAGAA